CCGCCCCCUCCCCCAGCCCCCCAGCCCCCUCCGGUCAGCCUCAGGGCGUCGGUGUUCGCAGUCUCUUGAGCGGCGGGCAUCUCAGUGGUUGCACAUCCCCCGUGGACCUCUCACGCACAUCAGCACAAUGGCAGCUGACCUCUCAGGAAAGGACGUUGAACGCGCCCAGUUCGUGUUCUCCAUCUACGACACCGAUGGCGCCGGCUCCGUCGACGCCUGCGACCUGGGUGGCGUCUUCCGCGCCCUCAACCUGAACCCCACCCUGGCCACCAUCGAGAAGCUCGGUGGCACCAAGAAGAAGGGCGAGAAGAAGUUCACCCUGGACGAGUUCCUGCCCAUCUUCAGCCAGUGCAAGAAGGACAAGGACCAGGGCGUCUACGAGGACUUCCUCGAGUGCCUGAAGCUGUACGACAAGGCUGAGAACGGCACCAUGCUCGGCGCUGAGCUGUCCCACACCCUCCUCUCCCUUGGUGAGCGUCUGGACGAGAAGGAGGUCGAAGAGGUCCUCAAGGACUGCCUGGACCCCGAGGACGAGGACGGCUUCAUCCCUUACGUUCCAUUCCUCAAGAGGCUGAUGGGCAAGGAAUAGACCAACAUUCUAUCAAGCACAAUCACCUUCCUCCAGCGGAUGUGCGGCAAGAUCCCGCUCAAAGACGGCACCAGGGCCACUGGUGGCGACUAGGCCCCCCAAGGCUCCGCCACGCACCGCCACCCCGCUCAGGGCCUCGGCCGGCCGCACGCCGACAACAACGCAACUCAAGGACUGUUUUACCAUCUGCAUUAUCGGGAUCCACAU
Molecule: messenger RNA, 796 nt
Organism: Thrips palmi
Lineage: Eukaryota; Metazoa; Arthropoda; Insecta; Thysanoptera; Thripidae
Gene: Mlc1
Product: myosin light chain alkali
Exons: 6
Coding region: 128-589 (153 amino acids)
Cellular component (GO): muscle myosin complex
Molecular function (GO): calcium ion binding
Source: RefSeq, a predicted model, not a curated record